UAAUGGACAAAACUGUGAUCAAGUACAGACACUGUGGAAGAGACAUUUAUAGUUUUUCACGUCAAAAUGCAACAUAUUCUUGUAAAAAUUACGAUUUGGAGAGAUCUCAUUGUCCGUUCUGUCAUCAGAUCCUCACAUUUGGACUUUUAGACGCACCCGUGACACUUCCCUGUCCUUUUAUAAACGGACACAAAGUUGCAUGUGCAUUUUUGAUAGGAUCAGUUCACGGACCAUCAUAUCUUGGAGAAUGGCAUGACACAGAGAUACAUGUAGGGCUCUCAAGUUCAGAAGGUCUGGUCUAUAACUACACCCUCUCAGGGAUCCGGAAAGAUGAUCAUGGAUGGGAACAGUGUGUCUGUUUACAGCUCGUCCCGCCAUGGAGACAUGACCUGAGGGAAUCAUGGGACAGAGUGCUGGAGGAGUUUUCUGCACUUCCAGAAUGGGUUUCAGAACGGUUUCAUGAAGAGAGGGAAUUUGGGUCGUGUUGUUAUGGUUUUGCUCUGACUUUCAUAAACCACAUGCGCUCACUGGAUGGGAAAAUGUCUUUGAGCAGAGAUGAGUUCACAGGACAACAUGUUUUACCCACAAUGAAGACAGUGUCCAUAUACAUGAAGAUCUAUCAUGCAAUAUCACAACAUGGCUUUCACGUAGCUGAGAAAUGUAAUAACAUGUGACACAUGUUUCUUCACAAAACAUUAUAUUAGCGUAAGUGCAUUAUGCAAUAUAGGCAUGUGACGGUAUUAGAUAAUACGGCAUAUCACGUAAUUAACAUGCACACUAUUGUUAUCGUGGGUGCUUCAAAAUACAGUAAAUAAUUUUAGAUAAUCUUUUAGCCAUUAUUUUGACUGCAAUGUAGUUUUUUCCCAUCAACAAAUCAAGAUUUACAACAGAAGUAUAUGCGGCAUAAAUGACACAUGCACAUUC
Messenger RNA from Xyrauchen texanus (razorback sucker), 924 nucleotides. It is a transcript of the gene mkrn2os.1, whose product is annotated as MKRN2 opposite strand, tandem duplicate 1. The coding region runs from base 3 to 674 and encodes 223 amino acids. Lineage: Eukaryota; Metazoa; Chordata; Actinopteri; Cypriniformes; Catostomidae. The transcript is spliced from 4 exons. The record is from RefSeq and is a predicted model, not a curated record.